Messenger RNA from Acanthosepion pharaonis, 702 nucleotides. NCBI's taxonomy places the organism in Eukaryota, Metazoa, Mollusca, Cephalopoda, Sepiida, Sepiidae. The record is from the annotation of a GenBank genome assembly.
AUGAGCGAGAACGGGAGAAAAUGUGACAAUCGAAGACACAUCCGACCGUUGUCUCUGUUACCCUCCGUCUGCAGCACUGAUGCUUCCAAACCGGAAGUGCUUGAAUACAACGGAAAUGCGCAUCCAUGUUGGAAAUUCAUGCUUUAUGUAGCCAGCAGAAAUAGCCGGAAGUUGAUGCCAUGGUCGCUCGAGGAACGAAGAUCGGUUCUGUUGUUUUUUUCUUUCCUUACCACCGGAAUGAAUGCUUUCAGUAGCAACCAAAGCAAGUCUGAACUGGUGGAACGAUCUAUCUAUCUAUCUAUCUAUCUAUCUAUCUAUCUAUCUAUCUAUGUCUGUUCAUUGUAUGUAUGCAUAUAUCUCAGUCUGUUCAUAUCUAUCUAUCUAUCUAUCUAUCUAUCUAUCUAUCUAUCUAUCUAUCUAUCUAUCUAUCUCUGUCUGUUCAUUGUAUGUAUGCAUAUAUCUCAGUCUGUUCAUCUCAUCUAUCUAUCUAUCUAUCUAUCUAUCUAUCUGUCUGUUCAUUGUAUGUAUGCAUAUAUCUCAGUCUGUUCAUAUCUAUCUAUCUAUCUGUCUCUGUCUGUUCAUUGUAUGUAUGUAUAUAUCUCAGUCUGUUCAUAUCUAUCUAUCUAUCUAUCUAUCUCAGUCUGUUCAUAUCUAUCUAUCUAUCUAUCUAUCUAUCUCAGUUUGUUCAUAUCUAUCUAUUAA